This is a messenger RNA of Haemonchus placei, 570 nucleotides long. The record is from the annotation of a GenBank genome assembly. NCBI's taxonomy places the organism in Eukaryota, Metazoa, Nematoda, Chromadorea, Rhabditida, Trichostrongylidae.
UCACCACUGCAGGCGACAAUGAACUCAAACCUUCCUCUCCAUAGCGCGCAACCGUGUGCGAACGAAUGCAAUUUUUGGGGAGAGUUCUUUGGGAAAACCCGUUCUACUGACCAGAGCGCACAAUAUGUCAUCUUGAUCAGAAGGGUGAAAUCCCACCGCGGCAGGCACGUAGCUACUGCUCCUCUGCACUUUAUAGAGAUGACCAAAUGCGAUGGACCUUGUGGACAUACGUAUCCGCCAGAAUCACUGGACCUCUUGGGUCGAUGUGGACACUUUUUAUGUAAAGUCUGUCACGGACUUGUCCAAAAUGAUGACGGUAUGUUAAAUAGAGCUUUUAUGUUGGUCAACCACCGUAGGCAAAAAGGAGUGUCGAAGAAAUACAUUCAAAAAAGAGCACACUACGAGGCAUCAAAAGAGAAAUGGCCUCGGUCACCGCUGUCAUCGCCUAUCGAACAAAGAUGUGAUGAGCGUAUGAAGCAAUGUAGUAGGAUACCAAUAAUUCUAGCUAAUCGACAUCGCCAGGGUGGUCCGGGGAGGGGGAGGAUUUUGAUAAUGUUGCGUCCGAGGUAG